Mercenaria mercenaria is the source of this 1314-nucleotide messenger RNA. RefSeq names its product neuronal acetylcholine receptor subunit alpha-6-like. Gene Ontology annotation, cellular component: synapse; membrane; neuron projection. The record is from RefSeq and is a predicted model, not a curated record. Lineage: Eukaryota; Metazoa; Mollusca; Bivalvia; Venerida; Veneridae. The coding region runs from base 1 to 1314 and encodes 437 amino acids. The transcript has a single exon. Gene Ontology annotation, biological process: signal transduction; nervous system process; monoatomic ion transmembrane transport. Gene Ontology annotation, molecular function: neurotransmitter receptor activity; transmembrane signaling receptor activity; extracellular ligand-gated monoatomic ion channel activity.
AUGAUUUCACUGGUAUGGAUACUCAUAUUCGGAAGUCUGGUGGAAAGUACUGGAAGUCAGUCGUAUAAAAACGUAACAGAUCUUCGUACAACAUUACUGACGUCUUACAAUCCUGAUGUCCUGCCAUUAAACGACUUCUCAGACGUCUUGAACAUAAACAUAACGACGAGUAUUAUCAAGAUGCCUGAAGUCAACCCAGUACAUGGUGCACUUUCCAUGGCUAUAAUGGUGAAACUUCGAUGGUAUGAUGAAAGAUUAACAUGGAAUCCUGCUAGUCACAACGGAAUAAAAAAUAUCUCCAUUAAGAGCAAGGAAGUAUGGACACCUCCCUUGGCGGUUGCGAAUCCUGUAAAGUUUACGUUAUUAGGUCAACCAUGGAUGCAGGUUAUGUUUACGUCUGACGGAAAGGCAUCAUACGAGGUCGGAGGUAUUAUUGAGUUUUCUUGUGCAUUCUAUAUGAAGUUCUGGCCUUUUGAUGAACACAUGUGUUCUUUGGGCCUUUUUCCAUAUGGAUACCCUGGAACUAAAGUGAUUUUGACCGCAUCAGGAAACGUGGUUAAUACUGAUAUGUAUGAAAAGAAUGGUGAAUGGCAUUUGGACAAAACCUCGUUCAAAUACGAAACAGAUAUGUCUGGUGGUGAAUCAAGAGCCGUAUACAGUUUCAGAAUUGCUAGACAGUCGGCAUUUUACAUGGUAACAGUAAUUGUUCCUAUGAAUGGCAUUGGAGCUUUGAUCAGUUUAGUAUUUCUCCUUCCAAGUGAGUGUGGAGAACGAGUGGGCUACUCUAUAACAAUCAUGUUGUCGUUGGCCGUAUUUCUGUCUGUUAUCGCUGCCGACCUGCCAAAGAAUUCGGAACCAAUCCCAGUAAUGUGUGUAUAUAUACUCUUCAAGAUGUUAAUGUGUAUCUUAGGUGUUAUCCUGGUGAUCUUGAACUUAGCAUUAUACCAUAGAAAUGAAAAUAUCCCAAUAUCGAACUUUUAUAGAUCACUUGUAAGACUUUCUCGUUGCACGUGUUGCCGGAGAAAAGUACUUACUGGGAAAAUCCACACACAUGUAGAUCCGGUCAACUCCGAGAAUGAGAUUAAUUCAAUUUCUAAAUCAAAUGGACAAAUAAAUGUCAGGGAAAAGUUCUCUCAAGAUAUGGAGUUAGAUAAUUCCGAUGAAGCUUUGGGCACAGAAGAGAAUUUGAGAUGGGAGGAUGUCAGCAAGGCAAUUGACAAAUUGCUAUUUUAUGCAAUGUUCCCCUUGACACAGAUACCUUCCCUUGUGUUACUAAUCUAUAUAAGUGUAGUAACUGGCCAUACUAUUCAAUGA